This is a messenger RNA of Mercurialis annua (annual mercury), 2005 nucleotides long. Its product is annotated as serine/threonine protein phosphatase 2A 55 kDa regulatory subunit B beta isoform-like. Gene Ontology annotation, cellular component: protein phosphatase type 2A complex; cytosol. Bases 40 to 1590 code for a protein of 516 amino acids. Gene Ontology annotation, biological process: peptidyl-serine dephosphorylation. NCBI's taxonomy places the organism in Eukaryota, Viridiplantae, Streptophyta, Magnoliopsida, Malpighiales, Euphorbiaceae. The transcript has 15 exons. Gene Ontology annotation, molecular function: protein binding; protein phosphatase regulator activity. The record is from RefSeq and is a predicted model, not a curated record.
UUGCUCGUUAGUUUUCCGGGAAAAUUGAGUGGAUAAUGAAUGGAGUGGGAAAAUUGGGAACUCAUGACCUCAAGCUCAGGAGACUCUUCUUCUCUUCCUCUUCUUGACUGGAAAUUUUCUCAAGUCUUUGGUGAAAAAAUUCCCGGUGAAGAUGUUCAAGAUGUUGAUGUUGUGUCUGCACUUGAAUUCGAUAAGAGUGGGGAUUACCUUGCUGUUGGAGAUAAAGGUGGCCGAGUUGUCAUCUUUGAAAGAAAUGACGGGAAAGAUACUUCGAACCAACACAAUUCUCGGAAUGAGUUGGAGCGGUUGGACUUUACCUUCUCUAGACAUCCUGUAUAUCAAUACAAGACUGAAUUUCAGAGUCAUGAACCUGAGUUCGACUACCUGAAGAGUUUGGAAAUUGAGGAGAAGAUUAAUAGAGUAAAAUGGUGUGCAACUCCCAAUGGAUCAUUGUUUAUCCUUUCAACAAACGAUAAGACAAUCAAGUUAUGGAAGGUUAAGGAAUGUAAAGAUAAGAAAGUAAAAGAAAUGGAACCCAGUUCAGUGAGUUCAGAAAGUUCUCUGUUGGCUGAAAGAAGCUUUGUAAGUGAGCAAAGCAAAAUGUCUAAUGGCUAUCAUGCGGAGCGGACAAAGAAUAAAAUCAAGAACAACUCACCUUUUCAAGAAGCACAUACCAAGAUUGCUUAUGCGGAAGAUACGACUCGCGCUAGUUGUCGAAAGGUCUAUGCGCAUGCUCAUGAUUUUAACAUCAACUCAAUAUCUAACAAUAGUGAUGGUGAGACAUUUAUUUCUGCAGACGACCUUCGAAUUAACUUAUGGAACCUUGAGAUCAGUGAUCAGUGCUUCAACAUCAUUGACAUGAAACCAUCAAAUAUGGAAGAUCUUACUGAGGUCAUAACAUCAGCUGAAUUCCAUCCACUCCAUUGUAAUAUGCUUGCAUACAGCAGCUCCAGAGGUUUUAUUCAUUUGGUUGACAUGCGACAGUCAGCAUUAUGCGAUCAGAGUGCAAGAAUCAUACAAGAUGCAGAAUUCCGUGGGUCAAAAUCAUUCUUUACAGAGAUCAUUGCUUCUAUCUCUGAUAUAAAAUUCACAAAUGAUGGACAGCAUUUACUGAGUCGGGAUUACAUGAAUUUGAAGCUUUGGGAUAUACGUAUGGACACUUCACCAGUUUCUGUAUUCAAGAUUCAUGAGCACCUGCGGCCUAAGUUAUGUGAUUUAUAUAAUAACGACUCCAUAUUUGAUAAAUUUGAGUGCUGCAUCAGUGGAGAUGGACUUCACUUUGCAACUGGCUCUUACAGCAAUCUCUUACGAAUAUUUUCCUAUGGUGUUGGAAAUGAAGAAGGCGUUACAGUGGAAGCUAAUAAGCAUCCAAACAGGAAGCCACUUCCUCGUUCAGCUACAAAAGCUAGAAGAUCGUCCUUGAGCAACCUAACACGUGGAUUCUACUGGCACGGAAAUGAUAAUUCUAGUUCCGUCGGCAAUGAAUUUUCCUGCGACCUAAGCUCUAAGCUUCUUCAUCUGGCAUGGCAUCCAACUGCGACUAUGAUUGCUUGCUCGUCUGGGAAUAGCUUGUACAUGUAUUAUGCUUAGUGUCAUAAGAACAGAUCGGUUGCUACUCGUAAGUGGUAACAAACUGAAGGUUACAGAAUUCCAUCAUUGGUGUUCAUGACUUCAUAAUGUUAAGGGAUAAUUACUCUCGACGAGUUCAAGUCAAAAUUACUGUUUUCUCCGUGAAUUGAUUUUAAAAAAUCACCAUUCUGAACACUCGAAUAUCUAAAAUUUAUGGAGGAAACAAUAAUUUUAAUCUAAACUCUUAGAUAGUAAUUAUUUAUAAUGGGCAGUGAAUAGUUUGCUUGUUUGAUUCAAAUUAUAGUUUGGUUUGAGAGGCUAACUAGAGAUUAGCAGGAAACUAGAUUUCUCUAAACUUGAGGUGGCCUGCCAAUUGUACAAAUGAAAUAAAAUUUCUGUAGAACUAAAAUUGUUAGCUAAUAUUUAUUUCUUCUCA